AUGACAGAAAAGUCUCGGCAAAGUAAUGCUGACCGCCGCCGGGAAAGAGACAAAUGUCGUCUGAAGUUAUCACAGCACAUAAAUGAACGACUCGGCAUCAUUGUCAAGCCAUCUGAAGUCAGACUAAACCCUCGGUUUCAUGAUGCGUACGUUUGGAGACCUUUCCCUGGGCAUGAAAAGCUUUAUGCUCCAAUAUUUGGGAAGAACUUAAGCGACCAUUCAAUUGGAACCUACCGACUUCUUGCCGAGCAAGUGGGUGGAACCUUCGAAGCCACUCACCGAGAAACAACACUGGGUGAUGCCGAAGGAACGACGUUAUUGCUUUCCAACGUACAACCAAGCUUCAGUGUAGAGAUUGAGCGACUGACAACCGAGAAUAGAGGGCUUUCGGAACAGAUCUGUCAACUUUCAAGCGCCUUGGCGACUGAAUUAGAACAGAGGAAGGUGGCGGAAGAAGACAAUAAGCUCCUAUACGAUAAGCUACGGUUGGCUGAAAAUCAACUACAGCAAUAUUCCCAUGCUGCGAGCUGUGCUCAAGAAAUGUUUUCAAAGACUUUCGCGGAGAUGGAGAAUAGUCUGUCUAUUCUUGCCGAGAUUCGCCAGGAAACAGAUAUGGAAAUUAUAAAGGGUCUUCCGGCUUGA
Molecule: messenger RNA, 642 nt
Organism: Metarhizium robertsii ARSEF 23
Lineage: Eukaryota; Fungi; Ascomycota; Sordariomycetes; Hypocreales; Clavicipitaceae
Exons: 3
Coding region: 1-642 (213 amino acids)
Source: RefSeq, a predicted model, not a curated record